Andrographis paniculata is the source of this 786-nucleotide messenger RNA. RefSeq lists its product as uncharacterized. The record is from RefSeq and is a predicted model, not a curated record. Lineage: Eukaryota; Viridiplantae; Streptophyta; Magnoliopsida; Lamiales; Acanthaceae. The transcript has a single exon. The coding region runs from base 1 to 786 and encodes 261 amino acids. Gene Ontology annotation, molecular function: nucleic acid binding; zinc ion binding.
AUGCCGUUUGAAGAAGCUAUUGGGAGAUUAAAGGCCUAUGAAGAUCGUUUGCGAGUGCGCAAUAAAAAUGCAAGCAAUGAAGGAAGUUUGUUGCUUACAAAGUCUGCAGGUUCCAGUCAAAAGAUUUCAGGUAGAUUCCUCUCACCAUCUGGAGGCCGUGGUUCUCCACAAGGUGAUAGAUGGGGUCGAAAUGGUGGUCGUGACAGAGGCCGUGGUAGAGGUGGUCAAGGAAGUAGUAGUGGACAGCGAGAUUUUGCGGACAGCCAUUACAAACCAAGAGACAAGAAGCACAUAAAGUGCUUUAAUUGUGAAGAGUACGGUCAUUACGCAUCUGAAUGCAAAGCUCCAAAGGGAAAAUCCGAGGAAGUAAAUUUGACUCAAACUCAAGAUGAAGAACCAUACCUUCUGUUGGGUUUCUGUCAGGACAAGACAACAAUGAAGGUGUUGUUGAAUGAAGACAGAGUAUCUACAGGAAGUAACAAUGAUAAAGCAAGUGAGGAUGCUUGGUAUCUCGACAAUGGUGCGAGCACUGGUAUUAAGGAACACCUGGCUGAACUUAAUGAGAAUGUGACUGGGCAAGUGCGCUUCGGAGAUGGGUCUAUGGUUCAAAUAAAAGGAGAGGGCUCAAUUCUAUUGAAUUGCAGAAAUGGAGAGCAAAUUAUACUUCCAGAUGUGUAUUACAUACCUGCUCUACACAACAUCUUAAGCCUUGGACAAUUGACAAAAAUUGGAUAUAAAGUAGAGAUGAUGGAUGAUUAUUUAAAGGUCAGUGAUGAAAAUUGGUGA